Gallus gallus (chicken) is the source of this 3923-nucleotide messenger RNA. RefSeq names its product catalase (gene CAT). Gene Ontology annotation, cellular component: mitochondrion; peroxisome; cytoplasm. Lineage: Eukaryota; Metazoa; Chordata; Aves; Galliformes; Phasianidae. The record is from RefSeq and is marked validated. Gene Ontology annotation, molecular function: heme binding; catalase activity. Gene Ontology annotation, biological process: hydrogen peroxide catabolic process; response to hydrogen peroxide.
ACUCGCUGGCGCAGCGGGGUUCGGUGGGGUUGUCUUUCCGACGUUGGCGGUAGCGAGUCUGGUCUCAGCAGCCCGCCCUGCGCGUGCUUCUCUCGCUCUGCAGCGCUCUUCCUGCUUGGGGGUCUCCUAAGCUUGCAAAAUGGCUGACGGACGGGACGUCGCCUCGGAGCAGCUGAAGCGGUGGCAAAGCCAGCGAGGCUCUCAGAAGCCAGAUGCCUUGACCACUGGUGCUGGCAACCCAAUAGGAGAUAAGCUGAAUAUUAUGACAGUUGGGCCACGUGGACCUCUUCUUGUUCAAGAUGUUGUUUUCACUGAUGAGAUGGCUCAUUUUGACAGAGAGAGGAUUCCUGAAAGAGUUGUGCAUGCGAAAGGAGCAGGUGCCUUUGGCUAUUUUGAAGUGACUCAUGAUAUUACCAAGUACUGCAAGGCGAAAGUGUUUGAACACAUUGGAAAAAGAACUCCAAUUGCUAUACGGUUCUCCACUGUUGCUGGAGAAUCUGGGUCUGCUGAUACAGUUCGUGACCCUCGAGGCUUUGCAAUGAAAUUCUAUACAGAAGAAGGUAACUGGGAUCUUGUGGGAAAUAAUACUCCUAUCUUCUUUAUUCGGGAUGCAAUGUUGUUUCCAUCCUUCAUCCAUAGCCAGAAGAGGAACCCUCAGACUCAUUUGAAGGAUCCAGAUAUGGUAUGGGACUUCUUGAGUCUUCGCCCUGAGUCUUUACAUCAAGUGUCUUUCCUGUACAGUGAUCGUGGUAUUCCUGAUGGAUUUCGCCAUAUGAAUGGAUAUGGAUCUCAUACUUUUAAACUUGUUAAUGCUAGUGGGGGAGCUGUUUACUGCAAGUUCCACGUUAAGACCGAUCAGGGCAUCAAAAAUCUUUCUGUUGAAGAAGCAGCAAGACUGGCUUCUACUGAUCCUGAUUAUGGAAUUCGUGAUCUUUACAAUGCCAUAGCCAAUGGAAACUAUCCUUCCUGGUCUUUCUACAUUCAAGUUAUGACUUUUGAAGAAGCAGAGAGGUUCCCAUUUAAUCCUUUUGAUUUGACUAAGAUUUGGCCACAUGGUGACUACCCUCUCAUUCCAGUGGGCAAGAUUGUCUUGAACAGGAAUCCUGUCAAUUACUUUACGGAGGUAGAACAGAUGGCGUAUGACCCUAGCAACAUGCCACCUGGUAUUGAACCUAGCCCUGACAAGAUGCUGCAGGGUCGUCUCUUUGCGUAUCCUGACACGCAUAGACAUCGUCUGGGACCAAACUAUCUGCAAAUUCCUGUGAAUUGCCCCUACAGGGCUCGCGUGGCCAAUUAUCAGAGGGACGGGCCAAUGUGUGUGUCUGACAACCAAGGUGGCGCCCCGAACUAUUAUCCAAAUAGCUUUACAGGCCCAGAAGAUCAGCCUGUUCUGAAGGAGAGCCGCAUGUCCGUUUCAGGAGAUGUGCAGCGUUUCAGUAGUGCAAAUGAAGAUAAUGUGUCUCAGGUGCGAGACUUCUAUCUCAAAGUGUUGAAAGAGGAUGAACGCCAAAGGCUGUGUAAGAAUAUCGCUGAUCAUCUGAAAGACGCUCAACUUUUCAUUCAGAAGAGAGCUGUGAAAAACUUCACUGAUGUUCAUCCUGACUAUGGCGCGCGUAUUCAGGCACUGCUGGACAAAUACAAUGCUGAAGCUGGGAAAAAGGAUGUAAUUAGGACAUACACGCAAGCCACUUCUCGUGUGUCUGCCAAAGAGAGAUCCAACUUGUAAAGUGUGCUACAGAGAAUUACCAUGUGAAUUUUGCGUCCAUACAACUGCAGGACAAACUGUUGAAAAAUGAUAUUGAAUGUAGCAGAAUUCCUCACAAAUUUUUUACAGGCUUGAUUUAUUAAGCUUUCAAGUGCCUGUAUCUGUACUGGAAACAGUAAGUAACACAAGCUAACAAUCCUAGUGCCUUUCAACACUAGUGCUUUACUGCUUGCUAAAAACAUGGUGUUUUCAAGGAAACUAAUUAAAAAGUUUUCAUUUCUAAGAGGAAACAUAAAUUAAUGUUUUAUUCCAUUUUUUUAAAUUUAAAAAUUUCUCUGGCUAAAUUGCACAAUAAGACUUAUGUAACGAUACUGUGAUUAUCCCUAAGGAUAAAACUUGUUCAUGUUUAAAAAGCUGAUAUUAGUAUUUCUAGUAAAGUAGUUACGUGUAUGUAUUUGUAGGUGCUUCCUUUUGGAUUUCUGUUUCGUCUUCCUGAAUUAAAAUAAUACCUAUGCAGUAGUUCUGGUAAAAUAUUGGUUAUUUCUAGUUCCUGUCCUCAAAAAUGAGGCUGAAUAGUAUAUAUAUGUAAUUUUCAUUCCGAACACACAUUGAAGGUAACAAAUCUCUACUUACAAAUGCAGUGUCAGAGAUAACUAAUCUAAGGGAGAUGGUGAGGGCAGUUAUUUCUGUAGGGGGUGAAAAAUGUUUUUUCUCAUUUACAAGAAUUCAAAUUGGAAAACAUUGAUUUUUUUUUCCAAAUGUGUGGAAUACUAACCUCCUCAUACAUUGGCUUACAAGCUUAGAUGCCUUAAACUAUUCCCAAUAGCUCCUGAAGUUAUUUCACUGCUGUAAUCUGAUGUUACUAUCUGUUGCUUAAACCACAGCUGGUUUUCAGAAUUCAAGUCUAAUUGAAAUGGUAUGUUUGUAUGAAUGUGCAUGCUUCUAUAUAGGGAUAAAAGGGAUAAAAUCUGAUUUUAGACAUAUUGGAAUGUUGUGCACUGUUUGCAAUUUAAUUUAUCAGUGCAAAAAGAAAUUGAAACCAUUUGGAUUGAGAAGUGUUCUUUUUUCUGAUUGUUCAAAGGAGUUUCUUUAGCAUAUUGAUAACUUUAUCUACAGUUUUGAAGUAUGAUCUUUAAUAGUAUCUUAUGAACUGAGACAUAAUGAAAGUGUUUAUAUUUUAACUGUAUACUGAGCUCUUAAGUUUUAUGAUAACUAUGGGAUUUCUGGUUUUAUUGUACCUGAAUCUGUCUGGUGUUGGCCUAAGAAAGUACAGUCUGUGCCUGAAUGUUUCAAAGUAUGUUCAUACAACGAAGCCACGACUUAAGCUACUUUUUUAUAGAGGCCAAAAUCCCAACAAGUAUUUUCUUCUUAAUUAACUUGAAAGUAUCACCCAGUUAUGGGGUAACUGGUGUUCAAACUGCUGGCUGGAAUUUAGAAUAAAAGUUUGUCAUACCCAUUACACAUUGAAACUAUUCCUAAUAAAGUAAAAAUGUUUUCUAACCAUGCUCAACAGGCAAUUUGCCAUGCAUCUAUAAUUCCAGCAAGUAUUAAUAAUUCUGCCUGUUACUUUCCCUCUUCCCUUACCAAAGAGAAAGAUCAGUGUGUAUAUGUAACCAGUCUUAACUACACAGCAUCGCCCUCGAUUUGAAAUAUAUCCUUGUCUGCCUACUAAUAUUGCUUCACUAGCAGUUGGAUUGGAAGAAGCAUGAAUGAUGAUGAAAGAUUUCAGAGCCCAGCUACUACCUUUUAAGCAAACACUAUACCGGUUUCAACAGCUGGUGCAUUUGAGGACCUACCUUGAAUUGUAUUUUGAAUAGAUGUACUUCUUGAUUUGGAUUUCAAGCACGAAUUAGCUUUAUGAAAAGUGAUAGAGAUAGAUUAAAAAAAAAAAAGAUAAAGUACAAGAAAGGUUGUAGAAGGCUACUCCAACUCAUUUACAUACUAACCUACUGUGAAAAAACAUCUGUGUGAUAAUGUAAAAUGGUAUUAAAUGACGGUCUGUUUUAUCCUGGGAUUUGUCUGGAUAAUUGCAUGAUCAGGCUGGUGGGAAAUAAAAGAGCUGUAUAAGUGGGUAGGAAUUUUUCUUGCUGGCACAGAGAAUCCUGAUGAGUCUUGGGAAAGAGUAAGCGAGACUUAGUCUGUAAUUUGUGAUCUCUGCUAAACAGAUUAUGUUGCCUUUCUUUUAUUUCUGAAAUAAAACAAUUGAAAAUUUCUCAGC